Cygnus olor (mute swan) is the source of this 8559-nucleotide messenger RNA. RefSeq names its product exostosin like glycosyltransferase 3 (gene EXTL3). Gene Ontology annotation, molecular function: glycosyltransferase activity. The transcript is spliced from 10 exons. The record is from RefSeq and is a predicted model, not a curated record. NCBI's taxonomy places the organism in Eukaryota, Metazoa, Chordata, Aves, Anseriformes, Anatidae. The coding region runs from base 2674 to 5433 and encodes 919 amino acids. Gene Ontology annotation, cellular component: membrane.
UGCCAGCUGUGGAGCAACAGAGAAGACAGCGGAAGGUCCUGCUCUUCCCUCGCCCCUCUUUUGACGACGGGAGGUACCCCAUUAAAAGAGCUCUGUGGUCACCUAGGGGCAAGCACUUGUCCCCAAACCCCGAGCAGCGUGUCCUGCCGGCUCAGCCUUUGCUGCAUCUGCUCUUGUGGGCACGAUGCGCUGAAUUUAAAUAAAUUGUAGUCCUCGCAAAGUCAAAUAUUGGUCGGUGGCGUGAGCCGACUUGGCUGAAAUUCACGGUGGAGGACCAGCUUGGUUUGCACGUGUGUGUAGGCAGCUUCGUCGUGGGAGAUGAAGAUGUUGCCUUGAACGCUUUUCAAGGGGAAGGAAGAGGAGCCCAAGGCUUCUGGUGGCAGUAAGGGAAGUGGGAGGUGGUUAGAAGACGCGUUAUUUGGGGAUAUGAUAAAAACUCUUACUAACGAAUGAGGUCAUAAGACAAAAUUAAGGAGAAGUUGUUAACUGCGCGCUAUUACGGAUGUCUUGAAAUGAUCUCUCGUGCUCUGGUCCCUUGCCAUGCCCCUGGGAUGAUCUUAAUCUGUUGAAAGCCAGGUCCAAAAAAAAGAAAAAGAGGCUGGCCGAGGUUUCUGCGGAGAUCAGCAGACAGGACGCAGGGAUCUGCUGGCGUCAUUUCUUCCGUGGAAGCUUCACUCUGUGGACUCUGGAAAGACACCGAGGACCUUCCUGUCCUGCAUGGGCAGCUCCAGGUGUUUUGGGAGAUGCUGCUGUGGAGAUGCAAAGGGGUCCGAGGGAUCUCAAGCUGUUCAAAAGGGCCUCAAAACCGUAAAGACGCAGCUUUAGGAGCGGUCCUGCUUGAGUGACUGCAGGGAUCUCAUCGCUGCUGCUGUGAAUCCCGUGGGAGCUGGUGUAAAUGAUGAGCUCCUGCCUGUCUUUAUUAAGACACCUUUUUUCUUUCCUCCCCCCUAUUUUCGAGCUGUCCCACCCAGCCUUUCAGCGCCAUUUAUGUUGUGGGUGAUAAGAUUUUCAUUGUAGCCUUCAGCCUCAUGGAAGCUUUGUGCCCACAGCUGAUCAGUUCUUCAGUAGCCCAGCGAGCAAAUGCAAGGCAGCAAAUGCUAAAAUAUUUAUCGUAUUGCCAUAAAGGUCACUGAGAGCAGUGAAGGCUCAGUACAAUACAGCCCUGAAUCUUCGCAGAGAUGCUCUGUCACCGCUCUCUUUGGAGAGCUGUGUCUUCCUAAAGUACCUGGGAUAACUCAGCCGUGGCACAUGGCUUUUGAGGCGUGUGCUUGGAGCCUCUGUGGGUCAGCGCGUAAGUGUUACGCUGAAAUUUAAUGCAUUUAAUUCUGUAUUUAACUCUGUGUGUGCUCUGAGGCAAGCAUGAAGGGCAGAGCAGAAAGAAAGACUUAACCUUGGACUUCUCUUGACUGAUGUAAGUAAUUUGCAGAGCUGUAGGACCAAAUCUCGGCGAUCUUAUUUCUAUUAAGACUGCGGCAAUCUAGACUCGUUAUUAAUGCUGGAGGGCGCCGGUGCCCCUGCCCGAAUGACUCGCUGCGUAACGCGAGUGGGAAGGAGAGCGAUGGAGAGGCCGUGGCGUGGGCUGUGACCUGCCUUCCCCUGACCCACGACGUGAAGCUGAGCUCGGCACGGGGAUGCCGGGCUGCGAGGAGCCUCUCAAACCAUCCCCACGGGCGUGUGGAUGUCUGCGGGUGGUUGUGGUGCCUGGCUGGGUUGGCUGGGCGUUAACCAGCUGCUGCCCGGGUCUCUCUUACCACGCUGUGGCUCAGCUUAGAUGGCUGAGGAGCAUUUCGGAGUCCGGCCUUGAGUGUUUCAGGCCAAGUUGAGGGAUUUCACCGGGUCCAGACACCUUGAAGCUCACGGUAAAAAAGACAAAGGAUGAGAGGCGCUGUUGCUGUACGCCUCAAUUGCACAGGAUCCAGACAAAUGAGCGGGGAGUUGGGCACGGAGGAGAGGCAGAUUCUGCUUGAUCACCCUGUACAGAGAGGAACCCUCGAGAUCAACACUUAGAGAAAGAGGAAAAGAAGAGGAGGAGUUGAUGUGAUGCAGGACAGCUGCGAGCCAAGAAGCAGUGCACAAGUGCUGGUGACAAAGAAACGUGGCAGUAGAAACCGUCUAUUCAAGGCUGGCCAGAUAAAGCAAGGACGCCGCUAGCACACGCUCCCCGACCUCGCAGAUCACCAGGAAGGAGCCUGCAUGGCAGAGGAAUGGCAGAGCAUCAGCCGUGCAGCAGCAAUGAGAGAGACUGACGUUCCUAUGAGUCUCUCCUGGCUCGGCCUCCACGAUGGCUGGUGCCUCUGCAUAUUCAUCAGAUGGUAAUGCAGGAUGUCGAGAGCAGCGGUGGAGUUUGGCUUGAGCCCGUUGUGUUCUUCCCCUGCUGGCUGAGACUUCUGAAUUGCCAUGACAACGCUGUGACACUUCCAGCAACUCGCCCGCAGACCGAGGGUGGGCUGGGGUGGGUGAGAAGGUCGGCGAGCAAGGCUAACGGGAUCGAAAGCUGCAGCGGCAGCAAAACGACUGCAGGAGAGCCGUCGUCGCGACACGAUGAAAUUCCCAUUCUAUUGGCUCCUCGUUAAGCAGGCACAGUAACCCUUCUUUGCAGAGACUUGCUGUAAAACCCAUUUUGGUUAUGGCUACUGAUCCAACGUGACUGGGCACGCGGUGACUUUUGAACUCAUGACUGGAUAUACGAUGUUGCGGAAUGGGGGAGUGGGGAACGGAGGCCAGCCAUGGUUGUUGAGGUGGUCCAGUCGGAUCCGGCUCACCUGGCUUAGUUUCACCCUCUUUAUUAUCCUUGUCUUCUUUCCCCUCAUCGCACACUACUACCUAACCACCAUCGACGACGCGGACGAUGCCGGCAAGCGCAUCUUCGGCCCUCGGACCGGCAACGAGCUGUGCGAGGUGAAGCACGUGCAAGACCUGUGCCGCAUCCGCGAGUCGGUCAGCGAGGAGCUGCUCCAGCUGGAAGCCAAGCGGCAGGAGCUCAACAGCGAGAUCGCCAAGCUCAACUUGAAGAUCGAGGCCUGCAAAAAGAGCAUUGAAAACGCCAAGCAGGACCUGCUGCAGCUGAAGAAUGUCAUCAGCCAGACGGAGCAUUCCUACAAAGAACUGAUGGCUCAGAACCAGCCAAAGCUUUCCUUGCCAAUCCGGCUGCUGCCAGACAAAGAUGAUGUGACCUUCCCCCUGCCAAAAUCCAACCGGAACUGCAGGCUGCACAAUUGCUUUGACUACUCACGAUGCCCGCUGACAUCUGGCUUUCCAGUCUACGUCUACAACAGUGACGAUUACCCUUUUGGUAGCUCCUUAGACCCUUUAAUUAAACAAGCCUUUGAGGCGACUGUCAGAACUAAUGUUUAUGUUACUGAAAAUGCAAAUAUUGCUUGUGUGUAUAUAAUUUUAGUGGGGGAAAUGCAAGAGCCCGUAAUGCCAAAACCUACUGAACUAGAGCAACAGUUGCACUCUCUGCCAUAUUGGAGGACUGACGGACACAACCAUCUCAUCAUCAAUUUAUCGAGGAAAUCAGAGACUCAGAACUUUAUUUACAACAUCAGCACGGGGCGUGCCAUGAUUGCCCAGUCCACCUUUUACGACGUGCAGUAUCGACCAGGGUUUGAUAUUGUGGUAUCACCCCUGGUCCACGCUAUGUCUGAACCCAACUUCCUAGAAAUCCCGCCCCAGGUGCCAGUCAAGCGUAAAUACCUGUUUAGUUUCCAGGGGGAGAAAAUUGAGUCUCUCCGAUCCAGCUUGCAAGAGGUUCGCUCUUUCGAAGAGGAGAUAGAAGGCAAUGCCCCAGCUGACUACGACGAUCGCAUCAUUACCACCCUGAAGGCCGUUCAGGACAGCAAGUUGGACUUUGUUUUGGUGGAGUUCACGUGCAAGAACCAGCCUAAGGCGAGUCUGCCCACUGAGUGGGCUCUGUGUGGAGAAAGGGACGACAGACUAGAGCUACUGAAGCUAUCUACUUUUGCACUGAUAAUCACCCCGGGGGACACCCGCUUAGUGAUCUCCGCUGGGUGUGCCAUGAGACUGUUCGAGGCUCUGGAAGUCGGAGCCAUCCCGGUGGUUCUCGGAGAGCAAGUUCAGCUACCCUAUAACGAUGUGAUCCGGUGGAACGAGGCAGCCUUAAUCAUACCAAAGCCACGUAUCACAGAAGUGCACUUUCUUCUGAGAAGCAUUUCUGACAAUGAUCUGCUCGCCAUGAGGAGGCAGGGCCGCUUCUUGUGGGAGACCUACUUCUCCACCUCCGACAACGUUUUCAGCACAGUCUUAGCUAUCAUAAGGACUCGAAUCCAAAUCCCGGCUGCUCCUAUCCGAGAAGAAACUGCGGUGGAGAUCCCCCACCGGUCGGGCAAAGCUGCUGGCACAGACCCCAACAUGGCAGACAAUGGCGACCUGGACUUGGGGCCUGUGGAAACCGAACCACCCUAUGCAUCUCCCAAGUAUCUCCGCAAUUUCACCCUCACCGCAAUGGACGUCUACAGGAAUUGGAAUUCUGCUCCAGGGCCUUUCCACCUCUUCCCCUAUACUCCCUUCGACCCUGUUUUACCAUCGGAAGCAAAGUUUUUAGGGUCCGGGACUGGAUUUCGACCCAUAGGUGGAGGAGCAGGUGGCUCUGGGAAGGAGUUCCAGGCUGCUUUGGGUGGCAACGUCCCCCGGGAGCAGUUCACAGUCGUGAUGCUAACGUACGAGCGGGAGGAAGUGUUGAUGAACUCCCUAGAAAGGCUCAAUGGUCUCCCGUACUUAAAUAAAGUGGUGGUAGUGUGGAACUCUCCCAAGCUUCCCUCCGAGGAUCUCUUGUGGCCAGACAUCGGUGUCCCGAUCAUGGUCGUGCGCACGGAGAAGAACAGCCUGAACAACCGCUUCCUGCCGUGGGAUGAGAUCGAGACGGAGGCCAUCCUGUCCAUCGAUGACGACGCUCACCUUCGCCACGACGAGAUCAUGUUCGGGUUCCGGGUCUGGAGAGAGGCGAGGGACCGCAUCGUUGGCUUCCCGGGGCGCUACCACGCGUGGGACAUCCCCCAUCAGUCCUGGCUCUACAACUCCAACUACUCGUGUGAGCUCUCCAUGGUGCUCACUGGUGCUGCCUUCUUCCAUAAGUACUACGCCUACCUGUACUCCUACGUGAUGCCGCAAGCCAUCCGCGACAUGGUGGACGAGUACAUCAACUGCGAGGACAUCGCCAUGAACUUCCUCGUCUCUCACCUCACGAGAAAGCCUCCCAUAAAGGUGACCUCCCGCUGGACUUUCCGCUGCCCCGGCUGCCCCCAGGCGCUCUCACACGACGACUCCCACUUCCACGAGCGGCACAAGUGCAUCAACUUCUUCGUGAAGGUGUACGGGUACAUGCCGCUGCUCUACACCCAGUUCCGCGUGGACUCGGUCCUCUUCAAGACCCGCCUGCCCCACGACAAGACAAAAUGCUUCAAAUUCAUCUAAAAGCAGCAGGCAGCAGGCGGCCGGGCGCCCCUCGGCUCGCCGAACUUCGUCCCGAGGCGGGUGAGGGCGGAGGGUGGCUUCUCAGCGGGGCUCCAAGGGCAAAAAGCCUUCUGCUGUUGACUCCGGCCUCCCUCCCGCAGAGGAAAAGGGACGUUUUGGGUUGGGACAGGCACAUUUCCCCCCCGUCCUGCUCUCCCCACGGCGACAAGACCAGGCGGCGGGGCGCAGGAUCUCGCAGCUCCCGCGAGGACGCUCCCUAGGAUCGUACACUGAGGAAUGGCGCGUUGGCUAGUGGAUCCGCCCCCGCGCUAGCCAAGGGCGACCAUUCUUUUUAAUUAUAAUUAUUGUUAUUUAAAAUGAAAGUGUUUUAGAUUUGCCGCGUGAGGCUUUUUUUUUUUUUUUUUUUUCCUUUCUUCUCCCCCUUCCCACCCCCUCUGGACCUGUCUGCGCUCUCGGGGGGCGCCGUGGCAAGGCCUGGUCGGAGGUGUUUGACUGCGGAGGUUUCUCCCCACGUCGAGGCAGCUCCGGUGAUGCUGUCCCCGUACCUUUCUCCCUCUCUCCUCCCCUCCUGCACGCCACGUCCCGGCUCGUCUCGCCCUGUGGCCACUACUGAGGACUUCCAGGUGUCACCCACUGAUGAGCACCCUGCUCGCCGUGCUGAGCCUCCCGCAGCUCCACGAGGGGCGAGCAAGGACGAGGUUGGUCCUGGAGGGUCCUGACCCGGCUCCCCGCACCACACCGGCUCCCGCGCCGCAACCACGGGGGCGUUCAGCUGCUGUGCUCUCAUUCUCGGUGUCCUUUUCCACCGCAGGUACUGCCACACCUCAAAGACGGGGCUUGAGGUUGGGAACGCUCCCAGGCUCGUGUGUUGGAGCAGGCUGUGGUUUUCUGCGUCAGCUCCAGCACCAAUGGCAGCUGCGGAGAGGCUUCGAGCCUGCUCUGGCCUUUCGGGGGUAGCAGCCGGGUAUCGGGGGCCCUUUUGGGGCCCUCUCUUGGGAUCGGCCAUCCUCACGGGCAGCACCGAAGCGAAGCGCCGGCCCAGCCUGGGUUUGCUGGAGCUCGGGGCAGGCUGGAGUCCCUGCUCUGCCUCGAUCCCCAUCCCGCAGCAGUGCCCCCGGCGGGUCUGCCCAUGGGCCUCAGCAUAACUGCCUUAAAACGUCAUCCUCGUUGGGCUGUGUUCGAAGGGUAACCCCACAAAGGCUUCGUUAACCCCACAAAGGCUUUGUUAACCCCACAAAAGCUUUGUUAACCCCAUGAAGGCUUUUUUUUUUCCCUUUGAGUGAAGCAAGAAACAUCACUGGGACCGCGUUCAUGGGUCCGUGCUCGGAGCUGGUUUCUCCCCCAGGCCUUUACAGCCUGGUCCCCGAGCUCUGUGCUCGGCCCCGCUUCCGCCCCAUGGUCAAGGGCAGCCUGAGGAAGCUCUUGCUGGGCACAUGGGGAGGUGAAACCUCUGUGUCCCCGGUUCUCCUGGCCCCCUGUCCAUGCAGCAGGGGGAUGUUAUCACCCAUUUGUGUCUCUGUAUCCCAAAGCAGGACCAGGGCGGCUCUGUUGGCAGCUCCUGCACUCAUUCCUCGGGUCAGCACCCCCCUCGUGUAGCCUUCACCAUGUUUUGGGGUGCUGUGACCUCUCCAGCCCCGUUUCAGCCAGUUUGUUGUGCCCACCCUGCCAGAGGGGUACGGCACUGACCUUUGGGAAGGAUGGAGGGGCUCCUGCCUUCACCAGCAGACCGCAGUGACAAGGACCAAGGUGUCUCCUCUCUUUGUGUCCGUAGUGUUUUCCUUCCCACUCCCUUCUUGUUUUAACAUCAGGCGCUUCAAACAGACCACGUGAAGCUUCACAGUGUCUGUAUGAACACAGCUGGGGGCUCAGCGAGGCCCCAAAACACCUGGGGGGGGGUCACGUCUUCUGCCCCUGCUCGGAGGGGAGAGCUGCACCAGCCCCAGCAGCCCUCGCCGUGGUCCCUGAGGAGCACGAAGCUCCUCUGCUGCCGGCAGUCGCUCCCCCCCUCGUUAACCGGCGGAUCGUUAGCAGCGCUUCGCUCACUUGUGCGCAGCACAGGUUGCUGGUGCCAGCCACGGGUGGAGGCAGCUGUGGAUUGCACUUUAUAUAAAUAGAGAGAGACGCUUCCCUGCGCCUCAUUUCCAGGAACCUUAGGGGAAAUGUUACUGUCCUGGUGCGGUGGCGCUGGGAAUUGCGGCCGUGGUGGCUUCGUGUUGCUGUCUGGGGCUCGGCACACUCAGCUCUUGCCCAUCUCACCCAGCUCUUGGGUGUUGUUUAUUAUUUUUUUUUUUUCGGAAGAUCCCUGGUAAAUGUGGAGCAUCGCGGUUGUGCGGAGAGGCUGCGUGCUGGGCUGGCCGUGAGAGGGUUUCCUCCUUGCUGAGCCCUCCCCGCCCCGAAGGGAAGGGUUUGGGGCCGAGGGGUAGAUGGGCACUGCAUGGGGACAGGUGGGUGGGAGAGAUGAGGAUAAGGAAAAUAAUGCCACAUCCCCUUCCCCACGCGCAGGGCUGGGGCUGCCCCAUUCUGCUGCAGCUUUGGAGCUUUCCCAAAUCUGCCUAAAUAGACACGGGAACCCUUCUGGAGUAAAGGUCCUUGAUUCACACCACGACUUUCUGCUCCUGAGCCAUCCCACAGGGUUCCUUCCAUUGGCAGGGAGCACAGAGGCAUUUCGGGAGCCCAGCCCUGCCACCGUCCCCAUCGCCCUUCGCUCCCCUGGUUUUUGGGGACCCCGGGUAACUCCGAAGCUCAGGGUAGGGCGUGCGGUUCGUCACCCCUCAGUGGCAGGAAGGUCCCUCGGUGGCGGCACCUUUCCCGAGGCCUUUCCCCUUUUUCAACGUUUUUGCUGCUUCAUCCUGGACUGGGAGUCAGGUGCGGGGUGCGGAGCGGGGUCCUUCCCACGUUCACUGUAAAUAACAUCACCCGCGGUGCCGCCGAGCCCCCGCCCCGCUCCCGUCUUGCCGCCCAGCCCUGCCCUCCCCUGCGCCCUGCUCCGUGAGCACCAGGUUUAAAGACAAAAAAAAAAAAAAAAAAAAAAAAAAAACAGACCAGAAACACUCCUUCAACACGAGCACAAUAUUCAUAUGUUGAGGUUUUUGUAAAAGGAUCCAAUAAAUGGAGAGUUUAACUUGA